AUGACAUAUCUUGACAAUAAAAUCCCAAUGUCAUCGUAAAUAAUCGUUAAAGAAAAAUCGUAAAAGAGUUAUUUGCAGUUAAUUUAAUUUAGUAAUCAUGUCAAUUAGACAGGUAAUGAAAGGUAUACCAUCAACAAAUCUACCAGUAAAGGGCAUUUUAGAAAAUGACUGGGAAGUUUUAACGCCGCAUCAAGAUGAAUGUAUUAAACGACUAGGAAUGACAAUUCAGUUGGAACAAGAAGCGUAUUUAACAAUGCAUCCCGAGAUUAAAUCCAUGAUGUCUUCUUUUGUCACUAAAAUGAUUCAUUUGGGUAAGAGAAAGGAAAUGUUAAAAGAAGCUGCCGAGUAUUUCACAAGGCCAGCUGAAGUCAUUGAUAAAGAAAUAAGAGAUUCGCUCGGAGUAUCCUCCGAUGCACCAUACUUGCAGAACGAUAAAACCGUGUUUCAAUAUGAUGACGAAGAUUUGAUACCAGAUUUACAAAAAAUAUAUACUAAAUUUAAUCCACGACAAUAUAUCGAAACUCCUGAAGAAAGUAUCGGUCAUAUAAACACGGAAUCCUCAUCGUUUAUAUCAAUUGUUACUUCGACUACCACCGUUCCUACACCAGAACCUGUCCCAACACCGGAACCUACAUUAUCGGAGACUAUGUUCGCACUUGUUUCGAAUACGGUUGAUAAAGCUGUAUACCAACAUGUUAAUGAUGAUAUACUCCGCUACGAUACCGCUUACGUAGAACUUACAAAGGCUGUUGAGGAAGCCAUGGAAAUACCAGUUAUAGAAGUUCGACAAGACAUAGCUGAAUUAUUUUUCAAUGCGUUCAAUAUGUUCGAGUACGAUAUUAUGGCAAAGGAAAAACUUGAAAACGUUACAGGCUAUGAGACACCGCCGACACCUAAGAGCGAACCUUCUUCGCACGAAAGUUACAAAUCGCCUCCACCUCGCCCAUGCAUUUGUCAUCCGCAAUAUAAUUAUAAUCGAUAUCCUAAGGAUCGUUUUGGAAUAUAUCUGCCGUAUGGUUUGUCUGAGUUUAGCGAAGGUAAUGCAACAGUAACUCCCGCGAUAUCUGUAGAAGAUUUGUCUGAGGAACAAGCUGAAGAGAAAUGCGAUCAGAAAUCGGUAAUGAGUAAAAAGUCCGCCACGUCUGGAAAGAGUGCAGCUAGCAAGAAGUGUGAUUUAGAAUAAUUAUUACUAGAAUAAUUUCAUGAAUGCAUUGGAAACGAAAGUUUUUAGUACUAUUCGAAUUAUAUUUUACUUUAUAAAAAAAUAAACGAAAUGAUUGAAU
Molecule: messenger RNA, 1283 nt
Organism: Papilio polytes (common Mormon)
Lineage: Eukaryota; Metazoa; Arthropoda; Insecta; Lepidoptera; Papilionidae
Exons: 6
Coding region: 98-1183 (361 amino acids)
Source: RefSeq, a predicted model, not a curated record